AUGUGCCUUCAUGUUAAGGAUGAGGAGCCUGCCCAAGUGUACCCAGAAGGACCACGAAAGCAGUAUCCUUCAGAUGUUACCACCAGGCAGUCUAUCAAUAAACGUAUCCAUUACAUGCGAAGCCUAGAGAAAGAGAAGAGGAAACUGAGAAAAAGGUUCCUAAAGCCUAACCCAAUUCCAGAUCCAGGAAUCGUGGCCCGAUAA
This is a messenger RNA of Acomys russatus (golden spiny mouse), 204 nucleotides long. It is a transcript of the gene Ccdc179, whose product is annotated as coiled-coil domain containing 179. The record is from RefSeq and is a predicted model, not a curated record. NCBI's taxonomy places the organism in Eukaryota, Metazoa, Chordata, Mammalia, Rodentia, Muridae. The transcript is spliced from 4 exons. Bases 1 to 204 code for a protein of 67 amino acids.